CCCCGACCCCUACCCCCACCUCCAGCCCCACACCAACACCACUCUCUCAAUCUCCAUAUAUUUCAUCAAGAAAAAUCGAACCCAGAAAAAUCUAUAAAUAGAACACACAAAGUUCGUUAAUCAAGGCCAAAAAAUGAAGCAUCACCAUCAUCAGACAUCAUCCGAGGCCGUCUCUUCUUCUUCAUCAGCAGAAGCAGCAGUUUCAUCAUCAUUAUCGUCGUCAUCACAGCAGCCGCCGCCGCCUUCUCCGACCGUACAACUAAUGAAUGCAACAUCUCCGGCGACUGAGGACCAUCCUGCAUCAUCGUCUUCUCGUGAUUGUUCCUCUUCCUCAUCGUCCUCAUCGUCCUUGGAGUCCGUGACAAUCGAGAGGCGGGGCGAAUUCGCCGCCGUGUGUAAAUGGAAAAUCUUCAAUUUUCCUAGGGUUAAAACUAGGGCUUUGUGGAGUAAGUAUUUCGAAGUCGGCGGUUACGAUUGCCGUUUGUUAGUGUACCCUAAGGGUGACUCGCAGGCAUUGCCUGGUUAUAUUUCGAUUUAUUUACAAAUCAUGGACCCUAGAGGGACUUCCUCGUCUAAGUGGGACUGUUUCGCUAGUUAUCGAUUAACUGUGGUAAACCCUACCGAUGAUUCAAAAUCGAUUCAUCGUGAUUCUUGGCACAGGUUCUCAACAAAGAAGAAAUCUCAUGGGUGGUGUGAUUUUACACCCUCGGCUUCUAUACUUGACGUGAAAUCGGGUUUUAUGUUUAAUGAUGAUCAUUGUGUUCUUAUUACUGCCGAUAUUCUCAUAUUGAAUGAAGCCAUUAGUUUUGUGCGUGAUAAUAAUGAACUUCAAUCAAAUUCUGUGUCGAAUUCUGUUGUAAUGACCGGACCGGUUGGGGAUGUUUUGAGUGGGAAGUUCACUUGGAAGGUUCAUAAUUUUACCUUGUUUAAAGAAAUGAUCAAGACACAGAAGAUAAUGAGUCCUGUUUUCCCUGCUGGAGAGUGUAAUUUGCGCAUUAGUAUAUACCAGAGUUCUGUUAAUGGGGUGGAUUAUCUGUCCAUGUGUUUGGAAAGCAAAGAUACUGAGAAGGCUUCAAUCUCGGAUAGGAGUUGUUGGUGUUUGUUUCGGAUGUCUGUCCUGAAUCAAAGGCCUGGGAUGAAUCACAUGCAUAGGGAUUCAUAUGGACGAUUUGCUGCUGAUAAUAAGAGUGGGGAUAACACUAGUUUAGGAUGGAAUGAUUAUAUGAAAAUGACAGACUUUGCUGGGGCAGAAUCUGGGUUUUUGGUGGAUGAUACGGCUGUCUUUAGCACAUCCUUCCAUGUCAUUAAAGAGCAUAGUAGCUUCUCGAAGAAUGGGGGAUUAAUUGGAGGUAGAAUUGUGAGUGGUGCUAGAAAGUCUGAUGGCCAUAUGGGGAAAUUCACAUGGAGGAUUGAAAAUUUCACGAGGUUGAAGGAUCUUCUUAAAAAGAGGAAGAUUACAGGUCUUUGUAUCAAGAGCAGGAGGUUUCAAAUUGGAAAUCGUGAUUGCAGGCUUAUAGUAUACCCCCGAGGGCAGUCUCAGCCACCAUGCCAUCUUUCAGUUUUCCUUGAAGUUACGGAUUCACGAAAUACUACAAGUGACUGGAGUUGUUUUGUGAGCCAUCGUCUGUCAGUUGUCAAUCAAAAGAUGGAGGACAAGUCUGUUACAAAGGAAUCUCAGAAUCGUUACUCCAAAUCUGCAAAAGACUGGGGCUGGCGUGAAUUUGUGACCCUGACCAGUCUAUUUGAUCAAGACUCUGGAUUCCUUGUUCAUGAUGUUGUUGUAUUUUCUGCAGAAGUUUUAAUUUUGAAGGAGACAUCCAUAAUGCAGGAAUUUACUGAUCAAGAAAGUGAAUCUGGUAAUGCUGGUCUCCAUACAGAUAAAGGGGGCAAAAUGAGUUCUUUUACAUGGAAGGUGGAGAAUUUCUUGUCUUUUAAAGACAUAAUGGAAACCCGUAAAAUAUUUAGCAGAUUCUUUCAAGCUGGUGGAUGUGAGCUUCGGCUGGGUGUUUACGAGUCCUUUGACACAAUAUGCAUAUACCUGGAGAGCGAUCAGUCAGUUGGCACUGACCCUGAUAAGAACUUUUGGGUCAAAUACAGGAUGGCCGUACUGAACCAAAAAAACCCUUCCAAGACUGUGUGGAAGGAGUCAUCUAUUUGUACAAAGACCUGGAAUAAUUCUGUGCUUCAGUUCAUGAAGGUUUCGGAUAUGCUUGAAGCAGAUGCAGGUUUUCUUGUGCGGGACACGGUUGUCUUUGUUUGUGAAAUUCUGGAUUGCUGCCCAUGGUUUGAGUUUGCGGAUCUAGAGGUUUAUGCUUCUGAGGAUGAUCAGGAUGCUCUGACAACUGAUCCUGAUGAACUUAUUGAUUCAGAGGACAGUGAAGGAAUCAGUGGAGAUGAGGAAGAUAUAUUCCGGAACCUUCUUUCUAGAGCAGGCUUUCACCUAACAUACGGGGAUAAUCCUUCCCAGCCCCAAGUCACUUUAAGAGAAAAGCUUCUCAUGGAUGCUGGUGCAAUAGCUGGAUUUUUGACUGGACUUCGAGUUUAUCUUGAUGACCCUGCCAAGGUAAAGCGUUUGCUUCUGCCAACAAAGCUCUCUGGUACCAAUGAUGGGAAGAAAAUUGCUAAAACUGACGAGUCUUCCCCCAGUCUGAUGAACCUGCUUAUGGGAGUCAAAGUUCUGCAGCAGGCAAUAAUUGAUUUGCUUCUGGAUAUUAUGGUUGAGUGUUGCCAACCAUCUGAAGGAAGCUCAAACGAUGAUUGCUCAGAUGGGAGCUCUAGACCUUCUGCAGAUGGUAGUGGAGCUAGUAGCCCCCCAGAACCUGAUAGGCGAAGUGGGGUUAUGGAAUCAUCUUCACAGCUUUAUGUACAUGGGAGACUGGAUUCUGGAACAGAUGAGAUCUCGACUGCUUCUGCUGUACAAAGCUCUGAUAUGAACGGGAAUGACACAUCCGAAAAAACCUACACUGGACAGCCUUUCUGUCCACCCGAAACCUGUGCUGCUAGUUCAUCAGAGAGUUCAUCCCUUCGGUCUAAGACUAAAUGGCCGGAGCAGUCUGAGGAACUUUUAGGAUUGAUUGUGAACUCAUUAAGAGCGCUAGAUGGAGCUGUUCCACAAGGUUGUCCUGAGCCAAGACGAAGACCACAGUCUGCACAGAAGAUUGCUCUUGUAUUGGACAAGGCUCCUAAACAUCUGCAACCUGACCUAGUUGCUCUUGUACCUAAAUUGGUCGAGCAUUCAGAACAUCCACUUGCUGCUUGUGCACUCUUGGACAGACUUAAAAAGUCAGAAGGAGAACCUGAUUUACUGCUACCGGCUCUUGGCGCCCUUAGCCAAUUGAAAUGUAACAGUGAAGUGUGGGAGCGUGUUCUAUUUCAAUCUUUCGAACUCUUGGAAGACUCAAACGAUGCACCUCUUGCAGCAACUAUUGACUUCAUCUUCAAAGCUGCACUGCACUGCCAGCAUCUUCCAGAAGCAGUCAGAUGUGUCCGUGCAAGGCUAAAAAGCUUGGGUGGUGAAGUCUCUGCCUGUGCCCUUGAUUAUUUGAGUCGAACAGUAGCAAGUUGUACUGAUGUUGCUGAGGCUAUAUUAAAAGACAUUGAUGGUGAUGAUGAUUAUCGCGAUACUUGCUCGUCAGUGCCUUGUGGAAUUUUCUUAUUUGGUGAAAAUGGGGCGUCUGAUAGAUUGCACACAGAUCAACAAACUUUCUGUGCUCCAACAUCUCAUUUUUCUGAUAUAUAUAUCUUAUUAGAAAUGUUGUCCAUCCCUUGCCUUGCUGUUGAAGCUUCUCAAACAUUUGAGAUGGCUGUGGCUCGGGGCGCAAUCAUGGCACAAUCAGUGGCAAUGGUCUUAGAAAGAAGAUUGGCUCGACGGUUAAAUCUAACUUCACAAUUUGUUGCUGAAAAUUUUCAGCAUGAGGAAGUGGUUGUGGAGGGAGAAACCAUUGAGCAACUGAGAGUCCAACGGGAUGAUUUUACUUCUGUUCUUGGUCUAGCUGAGACUUUGGGUCUUUCGAGAGAUCCUUGCGUGAGAGGAUUUGUGAAGAUGCUUUACACUAUAUUGUUUAAGUGGUAUGCUGAUGGGCCUUACAGGCUGAGGAUACUAAAGAGGCUCGUCGACCGAGCUACUAGUACUACAGAAACUAGUCGGGAAGUAGACUUAGAUUUGGAAAUUUUGGUAUUUCUUGUUUCUGAGGAGCAAGAAUUUGUUAGACCAGUUUUAAGCAUGAUGCAGGAGGUAGCUGAUCUCGCAAAUGUUGAUCGUGCUGCUCUUUGGCACCAGUUAUGUGCCAGCGAAGAUGAAAUUCUUCGCAUUCGUGAAGAAAGCAAAGCUGAAGUUUCCAAUAUGGCUAAAGAAAAGGCUGUUCUGAUGCAAAGGCUGAGCGAUGCUGAGACCACUAAUAGCCGUCUUAAGACUGAGAUGAAGGCUGAAAUGGAUCGUUUUGCUUUGGAGAGAAAGGAAAUGUCUGAACAAAUGCAAGAAAUUGAAAGUCAACUUGAAUGGCUUCGCUCAGAACGAGAUGAUGGAAUUGCUAAGCUUACUGCUGAAAAGAAAAUAUUUCAAGAGAGGCUUCAUGAUGCAGAGGCACAACUUUCUCAAUUGAAAUCCCGGAAACGUGAUGAGUUGAAGCGAAUGAAUGUGUUGCAGAGAAUAACAAAGGAGAAAAAUGCUCUUGCUGAAAGACUAAGGAAUGCUGAAGCUGCACGGAAAAGAUUUGAUGAUGAACUGAAACGUUAUGCAACAGAGAAUGUGAGCAGAGAAGAAAUCCGGCAGUCACUUGAAGAUGAAAUUCGAAGAUUGACACAAACAGUUGGACAGACCGAAGGGGAAAAACGUGAGAAGGAGGAACAGAUUGCUCGAUGUGAAGCAUAUAUUGAUGGGAUGGAAUCCAAAUUGCAGACUUGCGAGCAAUACAUCCAUAGUCUGGAGGGAUCGCUUCAAGAAGAAAUGUCAAGACAUGCACCAUUAUAUGGUGCAGGGCUGGAGGCUCUAUCAAUGAAGGAGCUGGAAACAAUCUGUCGUAUUCACGAAGAGGGUCUGAGACAAAUUCAUGCCCUCCAACAACGCAAAGGAGCAGCUGGUGCUAGUCCAGCCGCCAGUCCUCUGGUGAGUCCUCACUCAUCACUCCCACACGGUCACGGGUUGUACCCUGGUGGACCACCUCCAAUGGCGGUUGGACUCCCUCCUACCCUUGUCCCAAAUGGUAUGGGGAAUGGGCAUGUAAAUGGUGCAAUUGGACCUUGGUUCAACCAUUCUUGAAUAUAUCCAUAGGGAGGGAGGGAGGGAAGAACACUUCACACUUAUUGAAGUUUUUGAGUCUAUGUUGGUUUUGGCAUUUUGGCUGGUAGAACUGUUGGAAAUCAUAUAGAUCUGAUCUCUGUAUGAUGUUUGGUAAUUGGAGGUGCUAAAAAAAUGUGUCCAAUAGAACUGACAGUUGAAAAUGUCACACAUUUCUUUGAGUUUUCCAUUUUAUAUUAAUUAAAGGCCAUUUAGAGAA
This is a messenger RNA of Cynara cardunculus var. scolymus (artichoke), 5495 nucleotides long. RefSeq lists its product as uncharacterized. The record is from RefSeq and is a predicted model, not a curated record. The transcript has 10 exons. NCBI's taxonomy places the organism in Eukaryota, Viridiplantae, Streptophyta, Magnoliopsida, Asterales, Asteraceae. Gene Ontology annotation, molecular function: protein binding. The coding region runs from base 134 to 5257 and encodes 1707 amino acids.